AUGAACGAUAUCGUCUCCGAUCAGCAUCGCGCUCUUGCAUUUGGUAUCUGGCCUAUCGGACCUACAAAUGGUCCCGUGUAUGGCCCGAUUAUUGACGGCUUCGUCUUCGAGUACCUGAGCUGGAAGUGGACAAACUGGAUUGUCUUGAUUGUUGGCGGUGCGGUUCUUGGCUUAAUGUGCUUCAUUAAAGAAACGUAUGCUCCGGUGAUCCUCAGAAGGAGAGCUGCGAGGUUACGGAAACAGACGAGGGAUCUCAGGUGGUGGACACGCUAUGAUGGGGGCGAUUCUUGCUCUAAACGGCUUAAAGACGGUCUUAGUCGGCCGUUCGCUAUGCUUGUGACUGAGCCGAUCUGCCUGUUUCGGGACGGCUAUGUCGCGCUUGUUUAUGGUGGUCUCUAUUUGUGUUUUAUCGCCUACCCCAUCGCUUUCCAGACAGAGCGUGGCUGGUCCCCGGGAAUCAGUGGUCCCCGCAAGGGGAAGACAAGCGCCCAUAACACUGUGAAAGAACAUAUUCCCCGCAAGCGCGGACGCAGUGUAGAUCCCAAUAACAACGCUGACCAUCGCUUCUGGAGGGACCUCUCUAGUUUCAGGAUCCUUGUGAUGGGAAUCAAUGGCGCGGCGGAACAGAGGCUCGCAUGCGAUUGCUAUCAACAACCCAGUUCCGAUGCCGAUGAAGGAGAGCCGGCGAUGUAUGCGACGCUGGGCCUGAACUUGGCCGGUACCUUGCUGGGUCUUGUGGAGUCGUACCUGUGA
Messenger RNA from Penicillium argentinense, 753 nucleotides. RefSeq names its product MFS multidrug transporter. Gene Ontology annotation, biological process: transmembrane transport. Gene Ontology annotation, molecular function: transmembrane transporter activity. NCBI's taxonomy places the organism in Eukaryota, Fungi, Ascomycota, Eurotiomycetes, Eurotiales, Aspergillaceae. The record is from RefSeq and is a predicted model, not a curated record. Bases 1 to 753 code for a protein of 250 amino acids. The transcript has 4 exons.